GGUCACUGCUCGCACGCAGGGCAUUUCCUCUGGCGCCUUGUCCCUCACUUGAGUUGGCCCGUCUUGACCUUUCUUGCGACUUCAUCAAGCUCCAUCAAAACGUUCCUCUCAACUCGACUUCGACUCAAGAUUCGCACCCACGAUGUCGGCCCAAGUAGCGAACCAGCGGAAACAGCAAGAUCUGCAAACGCAGUAUGGCAUUUACAAGAACACCUUGCAGCAGAUUGCUCAGAAGAUCGGCGACGUCGAGCAAGAAGCCGAGGAACACAAGCUCGUGCUGGAGACGUUGCAGCCGCUGUCGGAUGAUCGCAAGUGUUUCCGCCUGAUUAACGGGGUACUGAUGGAGCAGACGGUCAAGGACGUCAUGCCUGCCCUAACGACAAACUCGGAAGGUCUGAAGAAGGUCCUUGAGGAUCUCGUCAAGCAGUACAAGGCCAAGCAGGAAGAGUUGGAGAAAUGGAAGAAGAAGAACAAUGUCCAAGUCGUCCAGAACUAAGGUGGGGAAGACCGGUUCUCAGAUAUGGACUUGAUGGAGGGAACCUGGCCUUGCGCCUGGUCUCGUGUCCUUGAUGACGCUCUUCUCAGGUUUGUCUUUUGACCGCGGAGCCCACACCGUGUCGUAUCGGGCAGCGAGGAGCAUGGAAGAUUUCUCGCUGUUUCCCCAGUACCUAGUGGAAGGGCAUUCCCACGCGUCUGUUUGGGGAGUGAAAUGAGACAUUCGAGGACGUCACUGCAACUUCGGUGAUGUGAAAACGAGGCGACGUCGCAUAUACCCGUGGACGAUGGAGCACAAACAGACAGACAACUCAGCAAUGCGCCUGGCAAUAAAGGCCUUGCUGAUGGUGUAGUGUUAGUGAUAGCAAUGCGUUGUCCGGCGCCAUAUGCGUAGCAAUGCAAGACGCAAUAGAUGCCGGCGGCAACAACCUUUCAGUGCCCGACAGGAUCGCACUGCGAAGUAGUCAGAUCAACACACC
Messenger RNA from Colletotrichum destructivum, 974 nucleotides. Its product is annotated as Putative prefoldin beta. The transcript has 4 exons. Gene Ontology annotation, cellular component: prefoldin complex; cytoplasm. The record is from RefSeq and is a predicted model, not a curated record. Gene Ontology annotation, biological process: protein folding. NCBI's taxonomy places the organism in Eukaryota, Fungi, Ascomycota, Sordariomycetes, Glomerellales, Glomerellaceae. Gene Ontology annotation, molecular function: protein folding chaperone. Bases 143 to 496 code for a protein of 117 amino acids.